This is a messenger RNA of Anolis carolinensis (green anole), 3128 nucleotides long. It is a transcript of the gene siral2, whose product is annotated as family with sequence similarity 118 member A. The transcript is spliced from 9 exons. NCBI's taxonomy places the organism in Eukaryota, Metazoa, Chordata, Lepidosauria, Squamata, Anolidae. The coding region runs from base 1380 to 2486 and encodes 368 amino acids. The record is from RefSeq and is a predicted model, not a curated record.
GACAGAGGGAGCUCAUCUGCGCUCUCCCCAAAUUGGAUUUGAACCCGCAACCUUCAGGUCAGCUACUCAACCGCAAGUCAGCAGUAUUGCCAGCACAAGGGUUUUACCCAUUGCCCCAUUGGAAGCUCCUUGAAGGCAUUACUCCUCCUGAAGUGAUGUCUUGGUUGGAUAUUUGCUGGAUAACUGAGUUAAUAAACAGUCCUUUGGUCAUUUCUUGACACAAAACUGUAUCAUCCAUUUUCCAGCUGUGCUAGUCCUCCCACCUCUCCAGUUGUCUAAUUCAGAAAUUUCUUGCCUCUGCUAUUGAUCUGAUUCCUUCUACUGAUGCAUCGAUUGAGAAUGCAGCUUUCCCCUUUGAUAUUCAACCCUAUUGCCUUUAAAAUAUGGUGUGCUACAAGGCUCCCUCUUGUUAUUUAUGCUAUUCAAUAUCUAUAUGAAGCUGCUGAAUAAGUAAUAAAGGAGUGGAUCUUCAAUAGUAUGCUGAUGACACCCAGAUCUACUUUUUCUUGUCGUCAGAUUUGGCUGAAGCUGUGCAGAUGCUGGUCAGUGCCCGAAUGUUGUAAUGGGCUGAAUGUAAUAAACAGAUUCAUUACAGGGUGCUGUUGUUCAGUGCGGACUUGCCUUUGUAUUCAUCUGAGAGAGUGUGAUUUGCCAGUGGUCUCCCAGUGCUGUAGGUAUAGGAUCAUUUUUAAAUUUCAUUUUUAUUGCUCACAGUACAGGAAGAUUGAUGCCAUCUUUAAGCAAUACAAAGAGGCCUGUUUGAAACAUCUAACACAACCCAUCUAGUUCUUUUGGCUGCAAAUGUAGGUCUGGAUGUGUAUGCAGUAUCUGGUGCUCAGGAUACUGAACAGCAUUGCUGAGACAUCAUUGGAUAUCUCUGUGUUCUGUGGAUUUGUAUUUAAUAAAUGAUGGAAAUGACGGUGGCUAGUUUUUGUGAAUACAUUUUUAAUUAUACAACAGCGGAUUAUCUGUCUCUUUUCCUUAACACUCAGCAACUGAAAGCUUUGUGGGCCAAAUUCAGUGUGCCAGUAGUAAACAGGUUUGUUUUUAUUUCUGUGCCAUUCAAAUAAAUAAUGUGGUCAUGUAUCUGACCGCAUUUUUACAUUAUAAAGGCUAAACUGAUAUGAGCAGCUGCAUUCUGUCUCUUCCCCAUCUUAUGCAGUCGUGCUCUAUGACUUGUGACCUUUUUCCCACAUAGUCUGACUCACUUCUGACAGUAUAGUCAGACCGGAAAAAAUAGUGUAUUGCAGCAAUAUCAGGAGAGUAUAGAUAACCCAACCUUGCUUAUGAGCCCAAGCUCUUCUUAGUUCCACUGUUGGAAAUCUUUGUGGAAACGCUUCAGCAGAGACUUGGAUAGGACUGUUAGUGGAGCAAAACGAAUGAGAGACAUGGAUUCAGCUGAAAGGACAACAAAUCGAAGUGAACAAAAAUCAAGGAAAUUUUUAAAAAGUCUUAUACGGAGGCAACCCCAGGAGCUUCUGUUGGUAAUUGGAACCGGCGUGAGUGCGGCUGUGGCGCCAGGAAUUCCAGCCCUUUGCUCUUGGCGGAGCUGCAUUGAGGCCGUCAUCGAAGCAGCCGACCAGCUGGAAGUGUUGCAUCCAGGAGAUGUGGCCGAAUUCCAGAAAAAAGUGGUCAAGGAAAGAGAUUUGCUUGUGGUUGCCCAUGACCUCAUUCGAAAGAUGUCACCACGCACAGGAGAUGUUAAGCCAAACUUUUUCCAGGAUUGCCUAAUGGAGGUCUUUGAUAACUUGGAGCAACACAUUCAGAAUCCUGUUCUCCUGCAGGCAAUCCUCCGACUCAUGGAGAGAGGCACAAUGGUGCUCACCACCAACUAUGAUAACUUACUUGAAAUUUUUGGUCAGCAACAAAACAAACCCAUGGUUUCACUUGACUUGAAAGAUAAGGACCAGGUUCUCCAGUGGGCAAAGGGACAUAUCCAAUACGGAGUCCUUCACAUUCAUGGUUUGUAUACCGACCCCUGUGGAAUGGUGUUGGAUCCUUCGGGAUAUAGAGAUGUUACUCAAGAUGCCGAGGUGAUGGAGACUCUGCAAAACCUGUAUCGGACAAAAUCUUUCUUGUUUUUGGGCUGUGGGGAGACCUUGCGCGAUCAGAUAUUUCAAGCCCUCUUUCUAUAUACUGUCAAAAACAAAGUGGAUCUCGAACAUUACAUGUUGGUACUUAAAGAAAAUGAGGACCAUUUUUUUAAACUACAGGCAGACAUGCUUUUACACGGCAUAAAAGUCGUCUCUUAUGGGGAUUGCUUUGAAAGUUUCCCUGAGUAUGUUCAAGAUCUCACAACUCAGAUCUGCAAACAGAAGAGCCCAGAUACAGAUCGAGUGGACAGCACAACACCUUUGGGAGCGUCUUGUUCAGACUGUGCAAAGCGAAAGCUAGGAGAAAGUGGCACUGGCCAAACUAAAAGAGCAAGACAACUCAAUAAUGACACUGCUGAAGAAUCUGGUCCUUGUGAAUAUGUGAGGAUGUGACUGCAAAACUGCUAUAUACUGCGAUUGUGCCAUCUAUUUAAAUCACAAUGAAGAAUCAUUCAGAGGAUAGAGGGAGGCCUAAACUGCUAAAGUUUAACUCAGUAUGUGAUGAAGUGUCUGUCCUUGUGAACAAGGGUGGGUGGUUUGGGAAUGGACUAACUAUGUGUAACACUCCUAUGUGUUCAGGAUAUGCUAACUGCAGAAGUGACUUUUAACUAAGUCUGACUUGGUAUAACCAAGCUAUCUCAGGGAUAAAGUAUUGCAAGAGGUUUGAAAACAUCACUUUGCUUUUAAUUUCCUUGACUCCUCAUCUUUCCACCUAGUGUAAGCUAGACAGAGGAAUAUAUCUUAUUCUAACAGAAUGGUUAUUUAACAUCUUCCAUUAGAGUAACUGCAUGAGAAGAGUGGGAUAACAUCCAAAGAUUUUCUUCCAAGGGCAAAAAAAGCAUGAGAACUGCUAAAGAAUUUACUCAUUAAACAACUUCUAGCAGUUAAACAAGCACUUGUGGAAUACUAAUGUUUAUUUUCUUUCUGAUACUAAUGUCAUGUGGUUUUUAUAUUUUUGUAAGGUUUUUAAAUAGAACAAAUAAAACAAUGAGUGCAAUUCAUUUUUCCUAUUUUAAUAAAUAUCUUUCAAAUUAA